AUGACGAAUUUCACGGUGCUGUUUCUGCUGAUGUGUUGUGUUCUAUGUGUGCACUUUCUGUCUGUCGGAGUAGAGGCAAGAUUACCGGACGUUCCGUCGUUGGAAACACGAGACUCACGCAAGCAUAAACAGUUGGGUGUCCCUGUCCAUGAUAGGGGACAGCUUCAGAGGGAAAUAUCUUCCUCCGUUUUGAGAAACAAGUUCAACCGCCUUCCUGGAGUAUGUCAACGUCUACGCAGAAGGAGAAUCACAGUUCUGUGCAAUUCCAACGUGGGCAAGUACUGUUCGGUCAAAGAAGGAGCUCAACAUGGCCACAUUUGCCGCUGUCCAAGAGCAUCAAAGUGUAAAUACUUCUUUCUGAGGAGUCUGUAG
Molecule: messenger RNA, 372 nt
Organism: Salvelinus namaycush (lake trout)
Lineage: Eukaryota; Metazoa; Chordata; Actinopteri; Salmoniformes; Salmonidae
Exons: 3
Coding region: 1-372 (123 amino acids)
Biological process (GO): negative regulation of appetite; positive regulation of MAPK cascade; G protein-coupled receptor signaling pathway
Molecular function (GO): neuropeptide hormone activity
Source: RefSeq, a predicted model, not a curated record